This is a messenger RNA of Danio aesculapii, 4045 nucleotides long. Its product is annotated as volume-regulated anion channel subunit LRRC8E. The transcript has 3 exons. Gene Ontology annotation, molecular function: protein binding. Lineage: Eukaryota; Metazoa; Chordata; Actinopteri; Cypriniformes; Danionidae. The record is from RefSeq and is a predicted model, not a curated record. The coding region runs from base 359 to 2734 and encodes 791 amino acids.
GUGUGUGUGUGUGUGUGUCGGGAAACUUUGCUCCUCUAGUGUGAGUAUCAGCUCCUCUGUCCGGUUAUAAAGCGCCGCUCCGCCGGUUCUCCCGGUUGUUUGGGUGUCUCCUGUUCGCGGGUUCCGCUUGUAUUUCACAGCGGGUUGUCAGUCAGACAGCGGUGAUGUGUCAGUGAGAUAUGAAGCUGGAUAUGAGUGCUGUGCGUGUAGUUUAUAAUGACGGGCUCAGCCUCUCCGACUCGCGGAGUUAUUGACGAGUAACGGCGGAAUCCCGGGCAGAGGCCGAGGAGGAGAUGCUGGAGGCCGGAUCUGAUCUCCAGCACAGCCGCUGCUCACCUGCACAGGUUCAGCAGUAAAGAUGAUUCCUGUCAAUGAGUUCCGCAACAUCACAUCUGAGCAGAACCCGCAGUUCCGGGUGCUGAAGCCCUGGUGGGACGUUCUGUCGGAGUAUCUGGGCAUCGCCAUGCUGAUGAUCGGGGUGUUCGGCUGCACACUCCAGCUGACUCAGGAUAAGAUCUCCUGCCUCCCGAACCGGCUGACGGAUCCCUCUGGAGGACACACCGACUGCAGCCACGUCCGGCAGCACAGGGACAACCAGAGCCUGUGGGAGUUCUCCAUCACCAAAUACAUCGGGCCCAACAUCGUGGAGGUGUUCGGCCGCAAGAACGGACUGGACAUCCACCAGUACGAGUUCGUCAACCACUUCUGCUACGAGCGCGCUGUGCACUGGUAUGGAAAAUACUUCCCGUACCUGGUGGUCAUCCACAGCAUGAUCUUCAUGGUGGCCAGCAGCUUCUGGUUCAAGUUUCCCGGCACGUCCUCCAAGAUCGAGCUGUUCGUGGUGAUCCUGCGGAAGUGCUUCGACUCGCCCUGGACCACCAGAGCCAUCAGCGAGGUGUCAGAGGAGCGCAUGGUGCUGUGGAGGAAAAACAACCAGAGUUCAGCUCCAGACGGCGGAGAUGAGGAAGACGUGCUGUCUCUGAUACGAGCCUCUGUGAAGUCCGACUCCGAGCAGAAAUCCACAGAGCCGUCGCUCCUGGAUAAGAAGGAGGGUGAGCAGGCCAAGGCUCUGUUUGAGAAAGUCCGGAAGUUUCGCACACACGUGGAGGAGGCAGACCUGCUGUACCUCAUGUAUGUUCUGCAGACAGUGCUGAAGGUCUUCAAGUUUGUUCUGAUCACGGUUUAUAGUGUCCUCUUGGUUCCCAAUAUCCAGAUUGUGGUACUGUGCUCGGUGCCUCCGGAUCUGACGGGGUUCAGCGCAUUCUGCUGCAACUACAAUAAAGCACAUCUCUUCUCCAAACUGGCGUACUGCUAUAUAAGCUUCGUCGGGGUGUACGGCCUGCUCUGCAUCUACUCGCUGUACUGGCUGUUCCACCGGCCGCUGAAGGAGUACUCCUUUGAGGCGGUCCGCUUGGAGACGGGAAUCAACGACAUUCCUGAUGUCAAAAAUGACUUUGCGUUUCUGCUUCACCUCAGCGACCAGUACGACGCACUGUACUCCAAACGCUUCGCCAUCUUCUUGUCGGAGGUUAGCAAGAGCCACUUACGGCAGCUGAACCUGAACCACGAGUGGACGGUCGGCAAACUGCGCAGCCGGCUGUCACACAACACCCAUGAGCGGCUGGAGCUGCACCUGUUCAUGCUCCCGGGAUUACCGGACACAGUCUUUGAGAUCCCAGAGGUGGAGUCACUCAAGCUGGAGCUGAUCAGCAACAUCACCAUCCCCAGCAGUGUAACGCAGCUCCCGGCCCUUGUGGAGCUCACUCUGAUCCACAGCCCAUGCAGACUCCAGCCGGCGGCGCUCGGGCACCUGCGGGACCAGCUAAAGGUGCUGCGUGUGGCCACGGAGACCCAGGAGCUGCUUCCGCUGUGGAUGUACACCUUACAGAGCCUGGAGGAGCUGCACCUAAGCGGAGAGCUGACCCUGGACUCCUUACGCGAGCUGAAGAACCUGCGAGUGCUGACGCUACGCUGCAAACUGACCAAGAUCCCGCCCGGAGUGGUGGAUGUGUCCCAGCAGCUACUCCGGCUCUGUGUUCACAAUGAGGGCACUCGACUGCAAGCGUUCAGCAGCCUGAAGAAGCUAGUGCGGCUGGCAGCUCUGGAGCUAACAGGUUGCGGGCUGGAGCGGAUCCCCAGUGCCGUCUUCAGCCUGUCGCACCUGCAGGAGCUGGACCUGAGGGAGAACAGGCUGAUGGCAGUGGAGGAGAUUCUGAGCCUGCAGCACUGCCGCCGCCUGGCCACGCUCCGACUCGGGCACAACCACAUCUCCUGCAUCCCGGAGCACAUCAGCCGGCUGCGGGCACUGGAGAUGCUGGACGUCAGCUGGAACUCCCUGCGCCGACUACCCCCACGGCUCUGUUACUGCCCUCGGCUCCGGCACCUGGACCUGUCCCACAACCAGUUAGUGGCUCUGCCCUCAGAGAUCGGCGUCCUGCAGGGUCUGCAGUUCCUCUCCGUGGCCUUCAACGCUCUAGAGACGCUCCCAGAAGAGCUGUUCUCCUGCAGGCGGCUCCGCGUGCUGGCGCUGGGCAAUAACAGCAUCACUGCGCUGUCCCCGCGGGUGGCCAACCUGGCUCAGCUGGUGCGGCUGGAGCUGAAGGGCAACCGGCUGGAGGGUCUGCCGGUGGAGAUCGCCCACUGUCCUGUGCUCCAGCUGACCGGGGUGAUUGUGGAGGACAGUCUGAUAGAGCUGCUGCCCGCCGAGCUGAAGGACAGCAUGAAGAACAGAUGAACACACACUGAAUAAAUGAGCAGUGGCUGAAGCUCAGCGGUGUGCAUGCAGGACUGAUCUCAGAACAGCUCUGUGGAGUUCAUGAACUUUGUCCUGGCAGACUCGACGGACGGGAUCUUCACAGAGCGACUGACGAAACACUGCAUUAUUUUAGGGGUGGGUCUGGAGAACUAGUUUGACCGACUGCAGUAUCAGAUUAGAGUCUGAGCUCAUCUAACUUCACUAAAACUCUAUAAUGUAUAUAUAGUUAUAACUAACUAUAAUGUUAAUGCAGGCGUGCGCUGGACAGAAUCCUCCACACCUCUAUUACCCAACAGCACUUCUGCAGGUACAGAUCCUUCACUGCUUCCAUACGGGACUCAUUUUCAACAAUAACACCUCAGAUUAACAAUAAAUCAAAUUAAUGUAGUUCUGUAGCUGUGUGCUGCCGUGUCAACUUCUCUUCCAUAUCUGUGAUAUCGUGAUGCACCACGUUACAUAGUUCAGGAUUUACAGUGAUUAUUGUUAUUAAUUGUUUUACAAAUUCAUAUGGGAUAAAUUAGCUGUAGAAGGACGCUGAACACGUGUGUGACGGUCCGUUUCUCUACACUCGUCCUUCAUCAAACACACACUACUGCAGUAAACCUGUGCCGGGUGUGUCGGAGCUCCAGCAGCGUGACGGAUCAUUAUCAGUGCAGAGGCUGUGUGUGUCCUGAUGGUGGGUGUGGUGUGUGGUGCGCUUCACCUUUAUACCUGGACAGAACAAUGUGUGAACACAUUCCCUUUCAUCUCAGUGAGAAAUCCUGAAAUCACCUGAGCUGUAAAUGUCAUGUGACUCUCCAGCAACAGGAAAUUACAGCACAGAUUUAACACACACACACACACACACACACACACACGCACGCACACACACACACAUACACACACACCCUUGACUAAUGAUCAUCCUGAGUUGAGCAGCACAUUCAAGAAACUCCUCUGCAGAUUCAUCAAAUAAUCGUGACUAAAUUUACUUGAAUAAAACAUUAGCUCUACAUUUCAGAAUCCCAAUAUAAUAUAAUAUAUAUACAGUUAAAGUCAGAAUUAUUAGCCUUUUAUUUUUAAUUAACUAUUUUCUUUUUUAAAUGUUUCCCGAAUGAUGUUGAACAGAUUCAGGAAUUUCUCACAGUAUUUCCUCUAAUAUUUGUUCUUCUGGAGAAAGUCUAAUUUGUUUUAUUUCGGCUAGAAUAAAAGCAGUUUUUAAUAGUUUAAACACCAUUUUAAGCUCAAUAUUAUUAGCCCCUUUAAGCUAUAUUAGUUUCUGAUAGUCUCCAGAACAAACCACUGUUAUAC